Messenger RNA from Hypoxylon fragiforme, 1744 nucleotides. RefSeq lists its product as uncharacterized. The transcript is spliced from 3 exons. Bases 630 to 1358 code for a protein of 242 amino acids. Lineage: Eukaryota; Fungi; Ascomycota; Sordariomycetes; Xylariales; Hypoxylaceae. The record is from RefSeq and is a predicted model, not a curated record.
AUCCAUUCUAAGCUUCUUAACGAAAUGCCCUACGAUGGCGUCAAUUCUUAGUAGGGAAUCCUUAGCUGACAAAACUUAUACGGCGGUGAUGUUGAGAAGGAAAAGGAAGAGGAAAAAGAAAAAGAAAAAAAAGCAGGCCAUUGUAAUCUGGAAUGUCACAUCAUUCCAUGGGAGCUUAACAGCACAUGGGCCCUAAUGAUAGUCCACCGUGGAGAACUUUUUACAUUUCGUACCUAUGUUCCAAUGGCCGUCAAGCGUGUCUAGAGGUAAUAGUUAGUUAUUGGUCUUUUUUCUUUUUUUUAUAGAAGAGAGUAAGUGCACUGUCUUCUCUUGGCAUACUUGCUCAGCCAACGGAGCUGUCAUCAUGGGAAUUGCAAUUUACAACUACUUCUAAUAGCCAACAUGUUCUCGUGUUUUUCCUCCUUUCUCUCUCUUCACCUUCACCACCUUCGUUUCCGUCUCCUUCUUGAAGCUUCUUCGUCUUCGGCCUCUCCUUCUGCUUCUUCUUCACCACUCGGCUCUAGUCGUGGCUAUAUUAUUCACUUCUACCGCCAAGACAUACAUAUAUAUAUAUAUAUCCUUGAAGAGAAGAAAAGCAUAGAACGAGUCUCUAUAAAACAUCCGUCACCAUGGCUAAAUUCGACUACCCCUACCGGAAGAGCGUGAACAUCACGGCAUGGGUUGCUCAGUUCGUCGUGUGCAUAAUCCUGAUAAUCUCCUCGGCUCUGGUCCUCAAGAUGGUUGGCGCGAUGGAUAAUAAUGACGACGGGCAAUAUAACGAGGAGACGGAAUAUGAGAAUGCGAUGAGUGAAUACAGUGGGCUUUUAACUUCCGCCGCUGGUCUCCAAAUCGCCAUCACCGGCCUCACCAUCAUCUUGAACAUCGCCGAGAUCGUCUUGGUCGCGAAGAAGCGGAUGCACCCGGCACUCUACCUAUCGAGCGCCUGCGUCAAGACCACGAUAUGGGCUGUUAUCUUCAUAAUGAACCUGAUCACUCUCUCGGUCAUUUCCAUUAUCUUGACGCUCAUCCUACUCACAACGUCCAUAGUCCAACUAACCUACGGCGCGCUCCUCAUCCACCGCAAGCGGCGGGGCACCCUGACGCGCGGCGUCUACAAGCCGGCGUCGAACCCGGAAGUGUGCGUCGAGACCGGGUACGGCAGCUACGGGUACUACCCGCAGCCGCACUCGAACAUCAGCACCGAGUACAAGUCGCCGGCGGCCAUCCUGCCGCCGCACUACGGGGGAGGGGCAGCGGGGCAGGGGCAGGAGGGGGGCUACCACAUGCAGAGCGGAUAUGUGCCGCAAGUACCGCCCGCGUCGUAUGAGGUUGACGGACGGUCUAGGGAUGCUUAUUGAUGGCCUGCUUUUCUGAGUCGAAAGUGGUAUGAGCGCUUGAUUCUUUUUUUUUUUCGUUUUGCCUUUUGCUUCGCUUUGGUGGUUACCCGCGACGAUACUUCAUUGUUUUUUUUUUGCCGCGGGAUCACUUGUGAUGAUACCCAUAUAUACCAAGUUUUUUGUUUAUGGUUGGUUGUUGUUGUCGUUUUUUUUUUCGACUUGGAUGUAAUAAGGGGUUGGGUUAUGGAUAUGGAGGGAAUAGAAUCUACCUAAUCUAGGUAUUGUACAUAGGGACAUAGGGGCAUAGGGGCAUAUGGAGUACCGAGGUGAAAAGGUAGAUACCGUGUAAGCACCUAAACUGUAGAUAUAGAAUACAACAUGUAUAUUGAGAACAUGACAUAAUAAUG